Molecule: messenger RNA, 651 nt
Organism: Symbiodinium natans
Lineage: Eukaryota; Dinophyceae; Suessiales; Symbiodiniaceae
Source: the annotation of a GenBank genome assembly
AUGGAAGAUGUUGGGCAGCCACCUGGCUCUGCUCGCUACACUAAGUGUCGCGCCGCUGCUGCUUGGCGCUGCACAGCUGCGUUGCACCACUUUGGCUGGGAGCAUGCCCAGGAGCUGGCGAUUGGCGUCUAUGCCCCCGUCACGUCGAACCACCAGGGCUUCAUUGCAAUGGCAGUGAGCUUCGACCUGGACUUGCGCAAGAACUUCGAGCCGGCGCUGGUGACGCGAUUUGGGCCACCCAUCAUCACCAUUCCGGAUCUGCAUCCCGACAUCGCCAACGUGACGAUGCGCAUCGGCACGAGCCACUCGCAGCCAGACGUCGGCGUCGAAACCGCCUUGGACUUCAUGCUCGGCUUAGAUGGCGGGACGCCGGUUUCAGCUCUGGUGGGGGGCAUCUUCUCCUCCAUCGCGAUGCCGGUUGCCAGCGUUUCGGCUGUGCGGAAAGUCCCGCAAAUUGCUUACGGCGCAUCAAGUCCGGCAUUGUCCAACAAGGACACGUACCCCUACUUCCUGCGAACGGCGCCACCGGACUCUAUCCAGGCCCAGGCGUUCUGGAGCUGGAUCGUGACUUUUCAGGCCAGGUGUCGGUGGCUUGAAGUGUUGUUCACUUCUGCUUUCUGUUCCUGCGACGCAGUACCUUACCACUCAUAG